Debaryomyces hansenii CBS767 is the source of this 675-nucleotide messenger RNA. Its product is annotated as DEHA2D08470p. The transcript has a single exon. NCBI's taxonomy places the organism in Eukaryota, Fungi, Ascomycota, Pichiomycetes, Serinales, Debaryomycetaceae. The record is from RefSeq and is a predicted model, not a curated record. Bases 1 to 675 code for a protein of 224 amino acids.
AUGGCUGAGAAAGAACAUCGGGAAGACGAUGAUGUACAUCAUCUUGGAUCAUAUCAUAAGAAACAGAAAAUAGCGCGUGAAGGUCAGGAAGGCAUUGAUAACUUGAAUAUCAUCAAAUUAGCCUAUGUUGGUAAAGAAUAUGAUAUUGAUAUUGCAAACAUCUCGGACCUUGAAUUGAGAGCAAUAAAACAUGGAAUAAUACACAAUACUAAAUUUGCUUGUUGGAUUUUUGAAUUAUUUAAACAUAACGAUAUAUAUAAGCUAUGUGGGUAUUGCGUUUCUAAAUUCAUAAGCGUUGAUUAUGUCGACUAUAAAUUGAUAGAAAAAUACAGCCCAGUAUAUUUUAAUUUCCCUGGCGUUUUUUCACGAGAAGUAUAUGAAGAUUUGAGUGAAAAAUACAAAUAUUUAAAAUAUGCUAUGAAAAUUGGUGGAGCAAGUUCAAACACCCAUUGUAUAGAUGAACCAGAGAUAAAUAUGUUUAAAUUUGCUGCAAAGAAGAAUAAAAGAAUGUAUGAUGAAAUACUAGAACAGGCACAGAAGUUGGGUUACUUUAAGAAAUAUUACGAUAUGAAUGGUCAAAUUACUGAUGAGACAAUUACUUUCCGGGACGGGUACAUCGAAAUGAAAUACGACCCCGAAAUUAAUUAUCCAUUUAAUAUUACGUUUUCUGAUUGA